Aureobasidium uvarum is the source of this 2694-nucleotide messenger RNA. NCBI's taxonomy places the organism in Eukaryota, Fungi, Ascomycota, Dothideomycetes, Dothideales, Saccotheciaceae. The record is from the annotation of a GenBank genome assembly.
AUGAAAGUGAGCACGCCAGACGGCAGCGAGGCCACUGCGACCCAGGACCAACUGCCUACGCCAGCCCUGUCUCCCAUCACCGAGCAUGGCACAACAGAUUACACCCCCGAUGCGAAUCUGACAAGUCCUGCUCUUGACAGCCUGUCCGAGAAGACGACCAGUCCCGCGAUUACUCCAACCACGGUAGCUGCGCGAGUGCUAAACCCAAAGACCAGCAAUGGAAAGCUGCUCUCGCCAUCUCCUACCCUCAAGCUGUCCUCAGCCCAAAUGCAAGACCUGAUCUCGUCGCCCGACUCACUGCCGCUACGAGCCGUGUCUAUAUCUACCGACGACAUACCGCCCCUGUCCGACGAAAGUAAUGCGAAAGCCAACGCACUAGGCAUUUCUGCCCGCGACCUGAUCUCAGUGCCAGAGCCCACGAUCCUACCCGUGUCGAAUGGCCGCCCUCCGCCAACUGUCGUCAGACCAUCUGCGAGCGGUCGCUCAAACUCCACCCCUGUCAUCAAACGGAAGCCUUCGUCGGCUCAGAUACCACGGAACCCGAACGAGAACAAAGAUGCCUCAAGGCCUAGACGUCCUACUCUAAAUCUGAAGGGCUCCGAAUACCAAGAUGGCGCUGAAGCCCUCAAGCCCUCGCCCAUGUCCGACUCGCNNUUCCUUCUCCAAUGCCUGCCAUUAUUCCCGUUCCGCCUCUCUCCUUGCCUACAUAUCUCCAACUCGAGCUCUCAUCUGAGCGNNUCCGUCGGCCCUUACAUCCAUCGCUCCGCCAGCAGUGACUUCCCGUACGAGUCUUCGAAAGUAAAGUUUGAGCGCCUGUACAACUUCUUGACUUUACCGCCUCAGCUCGAGCAGACUCUGGUAUUUGGUGCUUUGGCCUGUUUGGACGCCUGGUUAUAUACCUUUACCAUCUUGCCAUUGAGGUUCUUGAAGGCUGUUGGUAUCUUCUUGAAGUGGUGUGUCCAAAGCAUCGUCAAAGAGUUCAAAGAUAUCGGCUCAUUCAUAUACUCUGGAGUGGGCCGUGUCUGGCACCGUAGAAAGCAACCGCCGUCUGCCAACCCUUCUCGCAGAAGUUCCUUCAGUUCGCCUUUGAUUGAUUCCGCUUCUGUCCCUACAGCUCCUGCUACCCUGUCAGAUGGCCAAAGCGACACAAACUCGACGCGUUUCCAACAGCUUCCCUCGAAACUAAAGAUCCCCAGCCCGCUGUAUCGUCAUAGACGCUCCAAAUCUACACCCUCCGCUCUGCUUCCGAAUCACAAGGCUGACUUGCUACAUGGACUGCUGAUCAUCAUUAGCUGUGCGAUUCUUCUACAGUUUGAUGCAAGCCGCAUGUACCAUAAGAUUCGUGGACAGGCCGCUAUCAAGCUCUACGUCAUCUACAAUGUUCUCGAGGUAUUCGACCGCCUUUUGUCAGCCAUAGGUCAGGACAUCAUUGAAUGCUUGUUCUCAAAAGAGACUCUCGAACGCAAGCCCAAUGGUCGUAGCAAGGUUUUACUUCCUCUAGGCAUGUUCAUACUUGCUUUGGCUUACAACGUCGCUCAUGCAGCAAUGCUGUUUUACCAAGUCAUCGCCCUCAAUGUUGCUGUCAACUCUUACUCAAAUGCUUUACUCACGCUCCUGAUGUCCAACCAGUUUGUUGAGAUCAAGGGAACUGUCUUCAAGAAGUUCGAGAAGGAGAAUUUGUUCCAGCUGACUUGUGCAGACGUGGUUGAGAGAUUCCAGCUCUGGCUCAUGCUACUCAUCAUUGCUCUGCGUAACAUUGUUGAGGUUGGAGGUCUGAACAUGAGCUCCAGCGGUGGCUCGACAACAAGUUUCAGCUCAAACUCCACGACAUCGCCUAUUCAGAGCACAAGCAUUCUUCCGCAAGCCUUCAACAUGUUCCCAUCAGGCUUUGGUCAGAUAUUCGGUCCAUUCGUAACUGUGAUUGGCAGUGAGAUGGUCGUUGACUGGGUCAAGCAUGCCUACAUCUCAAAGUUUAACAACAUCAAGCCGAGUCUCUAUGGUCGUUUCUUGGAUGUGCUGACUAAAGACUAUUACUCACAUGCUUUCGCGGACCAGAAUUUGACCAAGCGACUAGGCCUCCCUGUGCUUCCUCUUUCUUGUCUCUUCAUCCGUGCCUCGGUCCAGACCUACCACAUGCUUAUUGCUACGCAUAUGCCACUGCCUAUGCCUUCGACCGCUACAGCGAUCGCACUAGAAUCAGCAUCUGGAGAAACCUCACCCUCUACCACAGCUGCGCUUGCCCACAUUGACCAGAUAUUCAGGAGGGCGUUAGGCAGAUCAUCUUUCGGGGCAGGUGCUGAUGCUGUCACUGGUGCCAACUCCUGGCGCUUCUGGACAAUCGACGACGCAAUCGCAUUGGGCACUAUGCUCGUCUUCUUCCUGAUCAUAUACCUCAUUCUGCUCGCCCUAAAACUCUUGCUCGGUAUGCUCCUACUCAGUUUUGCACGCACGCGCUAUCGAAAGAUGAAGAUGCAAGAACACAAAAAGCAGAAUUUCGAUACUCAAGGUCGCAGGGUCGGUGGCUGGGGAGCCGUGGAAGUGGGUGAAGACAAGCGUAGAUGGAUCUACGAAGAUGACCCUGAAGGUCUGAGGAACUUGAGAGAGCGUGAGGCCAAGGGCAAGGAAAAGGCCAAAGGAGAAUUGAAACUCGAUGGCGUGGAUAGAUAUAUGAUGGCUGCGAAGAGGAUUUGGUAG